Molecule: messenger RNA, 1505 nt
Organism: Dermacentor andersoni
Lineage: Eukaryota; Metazoa; Arthropoda; Arachnida; Ixodida; Ixodidae
Source: RefSeq, a predicted model, not a curated record
GUUGCGUAGGAACGAGAAUACUCGAGCGUACUUGCGAAGCCGCAGUACUCCAAAGUCAUAUUUCUGUUACAACGCGGUGAUGUAGUAGCACACAGCAACACGUUUCUCUUCCACUCGUUUCAGGUAGCCUGGCGCACGCUUACCAUGUUGACGUAGGUAGCAUCUGUCUACGCGUACACAUACGCUUCCAGUACGAUAGAUCACGCAAGUUUAAACGGACUCUGCUCUUACACGGUUUGUUCUAAAUGUGCGUUUGCAUAAACCGUGCAACAAUACAUAACUUAACCAGGCGUACAUACGGAGUCAGCAGUUUGACUUGAGCAUCAUGGCCAAAAACACGAAGCUACUAGCAGCGGCUGAGGGUAUUCACGACACCAAUGAGGUCUGCCAGCACUGCUUUACACACCUCAAGGAAAUCCUGUCUUCAUCUAGCGACAUCUGCAUGGAAGCAGACGAGGCAUUCCUUCACGAAGAAGCGAUUGAUGACUUGAACAGAACCACCACACCAAGGAGCCGGAGGAAACCCGACACACGUGACGGGACCACCACCACGGGAGAGCGGAAGGAAAGUAGAUGCGCAAGCGCUUGGAACACCGGUGCGAACGUAGCCAUUGCCGACACAGGCUAUUUGGCAAGACAACAGCAGCAGCCAUGGUCAGCAAAAGCCAGGAAGGAUCGCAUGGAAAGCUUCCCUUCAAGAGACAUUAGCAGUUGCUAUAAAUUCUCGACGUGUGUCGUCCUAAAUUUUGAUUAUUAUAGUGCUAGGCAUGGGUGGCGAUGCCACAGGAAAGUCCAAAAAAAUUGGUUGGCGACUGCAUUUGACAUUUUUGUUACCAUAGUAUAAUAUUUUGAGGUAACUACGAACAAAAAUUUGCUUCACUCUACAAAAGUUGGAUGCCACAUUUUCGGCUUCGUUAUAGCAGUGGAGUACUCCGUUUGGAGUAGAGCAUGGCCAAGCAAAAUAUUACAUUCACUUUUAUAUCCAUGUUCAACUUUGAUCGCAGGCACGCACGGAAUGUCAGGUGGAACUUGGAUGCAUCAACCGAGUACUGUGUGUCGCAAGAUGAGCCUACAAGUGAGAAUUGGGUCCCUUUUCAAGCACAGACUACCGUCUUUACUUGUGCAAAGCACAGGCACGUACCCAGGGGGAGAGCCAGGGGGGCCUGGGCCCCCACGAAAUUUAGCGGCAUACACUGAAUGUACCAUUGAACAUACCACUGAAUGUAAAAGUUUACGUAUCUUGUGGCUCUUCCCUUAUGUGUUUGGGAAAACUCGAAACCGUCGCACGUGAAGUUGCGUCGAUUCAGCAUCGGUUCCGAGCAACCAAAAGCACCGUCAAACGCUGCCGGACUACUUGCAUGGCGCCGUAACGCAUGUGCAGCAGCCAUGUGCUCGGAGCUUUCCCUUCAUUGCCACAGAAAGUUGUCCGCGAGUAUAGUGCCAUCUAAAAGCUACUUACAGAAUUUAACUAGCACCCAGGCACAAUGCUUAACAAAAAAUUUCUU